CGGCUCCGCUGCUCUACUCUGCUCUGUUUCGCCGCCGAUCACGCCCACGAACGAACGAAGCUGCCCAGGCCAGCGCUGUGCUCAAGUAGUGAUGACUUGGAAUGCUUCCCUAACAACUGCUUUAACAAUCCUCACUCUCCCUCCCUUCAAGGUCCACUGUGCCAUUUGUACCUUCCUAUGACCUUGUGUGCUCUAUCGUCCUCGUAUUCUUACUCUCCCACAUACACCUCAACUACACCGUAUCCUCUCGUCGUCAUUGUAUAGCUUACAGGCACCGACCUGGCCACGGCCACCGUACAUCCUCCCACCCACUCGUUAGAACUUCACCACGACCUGAACAAGGUACUGGCUACAUCAGCGCAGCUUUGGCGAGCUGCUUCAGCCACGCCCAAACAUAGGUCGCCUUUUCCAGCAUGUUUUCCGAGUAUGCCUCCAAGUUCCUUGCACAGUCGCAGUCGCGGCUGUCUCUUGGACAACCCGACCCAGAAUCUACUCGAAACACACCAAACCGCUACGGUUAUGACCGCCGUUCGUCGUCGAGACUGGGCGCACACAGAUCGAUAUUAGGAAGAGCAAACAUGCCAAAUCCAUACCAGCCUAGCGGGUCUACCAGGUUCCCAUUCAGCUCCCGAGUGUCCAACGCCCCAGCACCGUUGUUCUACAGCGCUGCGGACGAUUUUCGGGAAGAGGAUGAUGAGACAGAGUACGAGAGAGAAGUUGCAGAUCUGCAUGCUCUGCAAAAGUCGCGUCGCAACUUCGGGAGUCACAUGGUUGAGUCGUCAGGAACGGAUGAGGAUCAGCAAGAGUCGGCCAGAAGCAUCGGUGAUGGCAGUCCAGCAUUCUUCUCAAGAGGCAUCAAAAGCUCUUGGAAAGGCGAUCAAGUAGGCGGACGCGGCAGAACACAAGCGACACGACUCACCGUCGAAGAGACAGAAGACAGGGGUCGCAGUGUGGGUAUCCCAGGGGACGGACCAAGUGGCAAAGAAAGAGCAAAUAUGGUCGACGUAGAGCUUGCCUCCACUGUGCAUAGCGAACGCGAUCCACUCGUAGAUGACAUAUCAGACUAUCAAGACGACAAGCCCCCAGCCGUGCAGAAAUUUCGAAAAGCUCCUACGGUGAGAGGUCGGAGGAGCCCGCUUCGCACGACACUGCCCAUACCCCAGGAGACGGACGAAGAAGCACAUGUAGCGCAGCCUCCACCCACAGAGACAGAUGCCGACGGCGAGACGACUCCGGCCGAAGCUCUACCAGAGUCUGAAAAACACGACACAUUUUGGCUACAGUUGUUUCUGAUAUGCCAGUGUGCAACAAUAGGGGCCUUUAUCCUAGUGUUAUUGCAAACGUCCACGCCGAAAACACCUCUUGGAGAUACGAUAUAUACAGUUCUCCGAAAGUCCUACCAUUUACUCGGCGUCUACUCUCUCGUUUCAAUUAUCGUCGGAUUCUUAUGGCUAGCCUUGCUACGGUCCUUUGCACGUCCACUGAUCACCAUUAUUCUCGUGGCUGUGCCCGUCAUACUUUUCUCAUUCUUCCUCUAUCCGUUCGUGUCAAGCUUCAAAGGCGAUGGCGAAAGCUCAGGCGUACAAGACAAAGCUAUGAGAUGGUUGUCCUUCAUUCCAUGCCUUGUCGCGAUCUUCUGGACUUACACAAUAUGGAGAGGUCGCCAGUCCGUCACUAAAGCCAUGGAACUGUUGGAAUUUACCGGCAAGAUUCUCACUGCGAUGUCACCUUUGCUGCUCGUUGGUUUUGCGACGUUGUCCUCUGUCGUCGUAUAUACAUGGCUAUGGAUCUGGAUGUUCACACGUCUCUUCUUGGAAGGGCAGAUCAACAAGCGCUCACUAUUCAUUCUUGACUUCAGCACAUGGUGGCUAGGCGCAGGCUUCAUCCUCGAAUAUCUCUGGACGCUCGGUGUCAUUGCGGGGAUUCAACGCGCCACCACUGCUGCAACAGUUUCACAGUGGUACUUCCAUCGCAACGCUCAGCCACGAAUCUCCUCUCGCAUCGUCGUCCAAGCCUCAUUUAUCCAUGCCGUCACCACGAUGGCCGGUACGAUCUGCCUGUCCACCUUCAUAUCCCUCCUGAUCCGCGCACCGCUCCUGAUCCUUCCCCGUCGCUUCGCAGGCGCUAUCACCAUGUGCAUCUACAGCCUGAUUCCAGCCUCAGUCGCUACGCUCACAAACCCACUCACCCUCACUUAUGCCUCAGUACAUAGCCAGAACUUGCGUAAUGCGGCAAACAGCCUUUCACAGAUGACUUUCGUAUCGAAAGACUCGCCCACGACAACGCUCACUCCCAGAUCAUUCAACUCCCGCAGUGGGUCCUCGCUACUCCCCUAUCGCCUUGCGAAGCUAUUGUUGCACGCGCUGCGCUUCAUCAUGUCCCUCGCACUCGGCUUCGGAGGCUGGGUGACUACAGCUCGUAUGCUGGAGAUCGCGAGCGACGGGACGAGCAAACACGGAAGCAUGUAUGCGUAUAUCAUCGGUUUGAUCGCUGCGGCAAUCGGAUGGGGUGUUCUUGGUGCGAUGGAGGGCGUCAUGGGCGGCAUACUUGACGCCCUUGUGAUAUGCUGGGGCAGUGAGGUUGGUGUCCAUGGACAAGGCGAGGCCAGAUACUGUCGCGAGGCCGGGCAAUUGUUAGGAGAGACGCCACGGGGCCGGUGGUCGUGAUGCAACCGGGCAAGAGUGUUCCCCGGUCAUUUCCUUUGUGUAUUCGAUAGUUGAGUUUUAGCAUGCAUGUCUGGCGAACUAGCGUUGGGAUAUAGGAUGGAUAUAGAGAUCAUUACACCCUCCUGAGAAUUGAGGACUAGGAAGAAUCUAAGUUUUCAUCAUCAUUACCACCACGACUGUUCAUGACUGAUCAAUUCAUUGUUUGAAAACUCUGUCGCCAAAACGCAUCAGAAAGCUAUUAAUCGGUUGUAA
This is a messenger RNA of Pseudovirgaria hyperparasitica, 2918 nucleotides long. RefSeq lists its product as uncharacterized. The transcript is spliced from 2 exons. Gene Ontology annotation, biological process: transmembrane transport. Gene Ontology annotation, molecular function: transmembrane transporter activity. Bases 414 to 2666 code for a protein of 750 amino acids. The record is from RefSeq and is a predicted model, not a curated record. NCBI's taxonomy places the organism in Eukaryota, Fungi, Ascomycota, Dothideomycetes, Acrospermales, Acrospermaceae. Gene Ontology annotation, cellular component: plasma membrane.